AUGAGUUACUCUUUCUUCUCACCAGAGCUGAAACCCUUUUCCAUACUUUCUCUCUCUAGAAGCCCCUUCUGUCCUGUGUUCAUUCAUUUUCUUACCUCCUUAACAAUGGAAGUCUUCACCAAAAUCAUCUCAGCCUUCUGCAAGCUUAGCUGGUUUUCUGCCUUUUGACUCUGUAUUCCUCUUCCUGUUUAGUUUACUGUCUUUUGUCUUAUUGGUUUUGUUGCAUAUUAGUUCAAUGCCACCUUAAAACAAUUAAAUAAAUCUAGUAAUCUGUCCAUAUCUGAGGCUGUCUCCAAGCUCAAACCAGCUUUGCUUUGCUAGACUUCUGCUGUGUUCUUAUUCAAUUGCUGCUCCUUUCUUGAAUUUUAAACUAUUUUACAAUAUUCUCAAAGGGUUCUCCAGAUUUUUCCUUUUUAUCAGGGAUUUUACAUCUGGGUCUUAAGUUCUCCAUUGAAGCUUUCAUGAUCUUCUAAAGGUGCUAUCUUUUCUUUUUUUUGUUCAGUUAUUCUCAUGGAUUUCUUAUUUCUGUUUGAUCUUCGUUUAAUCACUACAAUUUCCUUGUUUUUCUCUUUCAAAGUCUAGAUUUCUCUUGGGCUUUUGGUUGAUGUUAUACUUCAUGGUUGAUAAUUGGGGUUCUUAUUCAUAUUUUGUUUGAUUAGUGGAGAUUGCUCUAUUGUUCUGCCUUCAUAAGAAUCCUUGAUUUUGUGAUGAUGAGUUAUAGUGGAUUAAAAUUCUUUCUUUGUGUUUUGUCAAUCUUGAGUUUGGCAUGUUUGUGUUGUGGGUUCAAUCCUGUAGACAGUUAUCUUAUAGACUGUGGAUCAAGCAGUGAAACUAAAGUUGACAACCGUGUUUUCUUGGCUGAUAACUCAACCUCAAACUCUCUUUCAACCCCAAAAACCAUUUUUGCCAAAUCUUCAGCAACUGUGUCUUCCUCUGAUGAUUCAUUGCUGUAUCAAACAGCAAGAAUCCUUGAUGGAACCUCAAAAUACUCAUUUUCAAUUCAACAACCUGGAAGACAUUGGAUUCGCCUUUAUUUUUAUCCAUUUGUUCAUGAUAGUUACGAUAUGAGCAGUGCAAUUUUUGAUGUCUCCACCCAAGACCAUGUCCUUAUGAGCAAUUUUAGAGUGAAGUCUAAUGUUGUUAAAGAAUUUUCUGUUAAUGUAACCUCAAGCAGCCUUGAAAUCACUUUCACUCCGAUCAACAAUACGUUUGCGUUCUUGAAUGCCUUGGAAGUUGUUUCUGUCCCUGAUGCACUCAUUACAGAUGGUGCCAGUACUUUUAAUCCGUUGGGGAACUUCCAGGGCAUGUUUUCUCAGGCACUGGAGACCAUUUUUAGGGUGAACAUGGGUGGACCAACAAUUCUCCCUAAAAAUGAUACCCUUGGUCGAACUUGGGUUCCUGAUCAAGAUUUUCUUAUCAAUAAGAAUUCCGCAACAAGCGUAUCAAGAAUCAAUGCUGUCAAGUAUGUAAAUGGUGGGGCAACACCGGAUAUUGCUCCUAAUGCUGUUUAUGGUACUGCGACUGUGAUGAACUCACCAGAAGCUCCUGGCAGCAUUUUCAAUGUGACCUGGCAGUUCAAUGUUGAUCCUGGAUACAGGUACCUUGUUCGGUUUCACUUCUGUGACAUAGUAAGUACAGGUCUUAAUGAUCUCUACUUUGAUGUUUAUAUUGACUCUUGGAUUGUUGCGAAGGAUCUUGAUCCUAGUAUUCUAACGUUUAACACCUUAGCUGGUGCACUUUAUUUGGAUUUUGUCACUGCAUUGACUGUGAGCAAUAAGCUUCAUGUGAGUGUUGGUCCAAGCUCCUUGCCCAAUGUUCAACCCAACGCCAUUCUAAAUGGGCUGGAGAUAAUGAAAAUGAACAAUUCACAGGGCAGUCUCAGUGGUUCGGUACCUUUGCUUUCUGAUUCAAGUUCUAAGAAGAAUGUUGGCGUCAUAGUUGGCGUGGUUAUUGGUGGAAUUAUUGCUGUGGUGUUGGCUGCAAUUAUCUUUAUGUUGUGCAGAAAAAGGAAAAAGUUGGCACGUCAAGGCAUUUCAAAGACAUGGAUUCCUCUAUCUAUUAGUGGGGGACAUUCUCACACUGUUGGUAGUAAGUAUUCUAAUGGAACAACUGUUAGUAUUGAUUCUAAUUUGGGAUAUCGCAUUCCUUUUGUGGCAGUUCAGGAAGCCACAAACAACUUCGAUGAGAGUUGGGUGAUCGGUAUUGGUGGUUUUGGGAAAGUGUACAAGGGAGUUUUAAAUGAUGGUACAAAAGUGGCCGUUAAAAGGGGAAAUCCACGCUCGCAACAGGGACUUGCAGAGUUCCAGACUGAAAUUGAGAUGCUAUCCCAGUUUCGACAUCGCCAUCUAGUUUCAUUAAUUGGGUAUUGCGACGAGAAAAAUGAGAUGAUCUUAGUAUAUGAAUACAUGGAGAAUGGGACUCUUAAAGGUCAUCUCUAUGGCUCAGGUUGUCGUAGCUUGACUUGGAAGGAAAGGCUUGAGAUAUGCAUUGGAGCGGCUAGAGGACUUCAUUACCUUCACACUGGCUAUGCUAAAGCAGUCAUUCAUCGUGACGUGAAGUCUGCAAACAUCUUGCUUGAUGAGAAUCUCAUGGCCAAAGUUGCUGAUUUCGGUCUCUCAAAAAAAGGACCCGAAAUUGAUCAGACCCAUGUGAGUACAGCUGUGAAGGGGAGUUUUGGAUACCUUGAUCCUGAAUAUUUCAGAAGGCAACAACUCACCGAGAAAUCAGACGUGUAUUCAUUUGGCGUGGUUUUGUUCGAGGUUCUUUGUGCGAGACCUGUUAUAGAUCCAACUCUUCCAAGGGAAAUGGUGAACUUAGCAGAAUGGGCAAUGAAGUGGCAGAAAAAAGGGCAGCUGGAGCAAAUAAUAGAUCCUACACUUGUGGGGAAAAUAAGACCUGAUUCACUCAGGAAAUUUGGUGAAACUGCAGAAAAAUGCUUAGCUGACUUUGGGGUCGACAGGCCUUCAAUGGGAGACGUAUUGUGGAAUCUUGAGUACGCUCUCCAGCUUCAGGAUGUAGUUGUUCCAGGUGAUCCCGAAGAAAACAGUACUUAUAUGAUAGGUGAGCUGUCUCCACAAAUCAACAAUUUCAGCCAGAUAGAUACUAGUACUGCCCAGUUUGAAGCAGCAAGUGUGGAUGAUCUUUCUGGGGUUUCAAUGAGUAAAGUAUUCUCACAGCUAGUGAAAUCUGAAGGGAGAUAAGUUGUCUGAUUACAACAUGGCUUUUUCUGCAAGUGUUUGGACAAACAAAGAGAAGGUGUUUCAUAGUUCUGAUCAUUGAGUUCACUGUUUUGUACAGCAGGGAUGGUGCUUCCAGUGAGUUUUUAGCAAGAAUGUUGCUUUUGUUUUAUUACAUGAAGUAAAUUGUUAGUAACUGAAUCUAUUUCUAUGUUUGAAAAUUUUCUUGUCUGAUAGGUCUUAUUCUGUAUUUAGCCAUCCAUAAUACUAUGAAUUUUAAGAUUUUAUAA
Messenger RNA from Manihot esculenta (cassava), 3466 nucleotides. RefSeq names its product receptor-like protein kinase HERK 1. Gene Ontology annotation, cellular component: plasma membrane; plasmodesma. Gene Ontology annotation, molecular function: transmembrane receptor protein tyrosine kinase activity; ATP binding. The transcript has a single exon. NCBI's taxonomy places the organism in Eukaryota, Viridiplantae, Streptophyta, Magnoliopsida, Malpighiales, Euphorbiaceae. Bases 708 to 3200 code for a protein of 830 amino acids. Gene Ontology annotation, biological process: protein autophosphorylation. The record is from RefSeq and is a predicted model, not a curated record.